Synchiropus splendidus (mandarinfish) is the source of this 2029-nucleotide messenger RNA. RefSeq names its product cysteine three histidine 1 (gene cth1). The record is from RefSeq and is a predicted model, not a curated record. Lineage: Eukaryota; Metazoa; Chordata; Actinopteri; Syngnathiformes; Callionymidae. Bases 816 to 1775 code for a protein of 319 amino acids. The transcript is spliced from 3 exons. Gene Ontology annotation, molecular function: metal ion binding; mRNA binding.
UGGAAACCUUCCGCAUUUAUUCUGAAUAGUUAGAGUAGGUUACAGUCAUCUUCCUUUCACACCAGUGUGAGCUAAAACAGGAAUGUACUAGAGCCACAGCCCAAAAUGAUAUAUGUAUGGUGUCGUAAAUGUGUCUGUCUACCCCUCCGUGACAAAGUUGACUUUCAAGUUUUCUAUUUGGAAUUAAAGCAUUUUUGGGUGUGACCAUAACUCACAUUACACUUUAUUGUAAGGGAACUAUAUUCAUUCAUGAUUGAACAUUUCACAACAGCCAUGAAGGACAUCCACCUUAGUUGAGGCCACGAAACAUUGCAAGGAGUUGUCGUUGCAAGACUCGUGUUCGUUCCAUCUUUUUAAAAACAUUUUAAAAGACAAAGUACCAUGUUGCUGAGAGGCAAAAAUGUGAUCUCCUCACAUACGCGGACAGGGGGACUCGAUUUCCUACCGUUGUCGAUUUGAAAGAGGGAUUUAAUGCUUGUGUGAAAGGUAGUCGUGGUCUGAAAAAAAACCCACACACACAUCAUCGCUAUUCACAACAGCAUCAUAAGGAAGUGAAUUGUUAAUCGGCAGAAAGUCUAGAUGUGAUUGGCUGAACGGGCCCCCGCCGGUGUUUGCCCCGCCCCCCCUGCGCACCUGAUGCUCGUUAGAGGCGGAAGGCGGGAGUUUGCGGACGGUUUAAAAGACCAACGGCAGCUCGACUGACUUUGCUUGUGACUCCACUUCAGUGCAGCAGUGUCUGAGUCCCUGCCGCUUCACCAUCUCUGUCCCAAGCCACCGCUCUCCAACACAAGACGUUAGAAGCUCCGCUGGCAGCCAUGAUCGAGGCAAGCGACGACCUGUUCCUGCCUUCCUUCCAGGACGAGGAGCUGGUAGACAACCUGCUGUCCAGUGAAGAUUCUGAUGGAGAAGUUGGUGGUAAAAGCGACAAGGAAGGAGGCUCUCUGGCCAAAGCCCUGCUCCCCCUGGUGGACUUCUCCUCACCCCUGAUUCCCUGGGUCUGUUCCACCCGCUACAAGACGGAGCUCUGCACCACCUACUCUUCCACCGGGUGCUGCAAGUAUGCCGAGCGGUGCCAGUUUGCCCAUGGCCUCCAUGAGCUCCACGUUCCUUUCCGCCAUCCCAAAUACAAGACAGAGUUGUGCCGAAGCUUCCACACCACCGGCUACUGCUAUUACGGCAACCGCUGUCUCUUCGUCCACAGUCCCAGUGAGCAGCGUCCAGCCCAGCGCCGGAGAAGAAACGUCCCAUGCCGCACCUUCCGCUCUUUUGGAGUUUGCCCCUUUGGCACUCGGUGCAACUUCCUGCACAUAGAGGGCGGCGACGUCUCAAGUGGCCGAGAGUCCCCCGACUCUGAAGAGGCCUCGCCCUCCACUCCGAGCCCACCACCCACCAGAGAGUGGAAGCCAAAAGGAGCUCUGUGCCGCACCUUCAGCUCUUUUGGCUUCUGCUUGUAUGGCACUCGCUGUCGCUUUCAGCACGGCCUGCCAAGCAAGGUGAAGUCUGAGCAACGGAAGGGCCCCAACUUCAGUCCUCGACCUGCCGGCAGCUGUGGUUUACCCUCUCCCACUUCUCCCUUCACCUCCUCGCCCAUUUCUUCCACCUCCUCUUCCCCUCCACCCACCUCUCCUCUGGACACUCCAACUGAGGCUACCGCCCACAAUGCCUUCACCUUCUCCAGCCAGCACCUGAGCGACCUGCUGCUGCCACUUGCCCUGCACCUGCAGAAGCUGGAGACCAGCAAGGCCCAGGAGAUCUGGGACAACCGGGCACUCUAACCAACCAGCACUCCGUCACAGCCGCUUUUGUAUUCUUUUGUAAAUACGUUUAACUUUUUCUCUUAACAUGUUUUUGCUAUUUUUUUUUUUUUUUAAAUAUGUAAUUUGUCAGCAUGUCAAGCAGGCCUUGAACCGUGAAACUGUAGCUCAGACAAACAAUACGUGUCUUCGGUUGUAGGGAUUUAUCUUUGAGCCACUGCACCUUUGACUUUAACUUAUACUUUAACUGUUGUACAUAACUAAUCCAGCCAGUG